Messenger RNA from Musca vetustissima, 3006 nucleotides. RefSeq names its product lysosomal cholesterol signaling protein (gene anchor). NCBI's taxonomy places the organism in Eukaryota, Metazoa, Arthropoda, Insecta, Diptera, Muscidae. Gene Ontology annotation, biological process: intracellular signal transduction; transmembrane transport. Gene Ontology annotation, cellular component: membrane. Bases 1 to 3006 code for a protein of 1001 amino acids. The record is from RefSeq and is a predicted model, not a curated record. The transcript is spliced from 14 exons.
AUGGAAAGCUCAAUGAUAUUGGCCGCAUUACAUGGUGAUGAAACUAUUUAUGCAAAUUUGGGUAAUAUUGUCGCACCCGAUGAAGACGACAACGACAUGAUGAUGGCUGAUGACGAUAAUGGCGGCAUGGCAUCGACCACAGCCCAUUCUCUAAUGCAAAACCUUUUGUCGACAAUGGCAACUACGAUGGAAAAGGCAACUGAAGUUGGAGUUCUAGCAUCAACAACAACAACUGCGGCACCAGAUCAUGAUUCCACAGUGUCAAUGGAUAAUUUCUACCCGGCGUUGGUACAAUGUUUUGGUAUUAUUAUUUGUGGUUAUCUGGCGGGACGUUUUAAAAUCAUCACAAAUGCCGAAACCAAAGGCCUGGGAACAUUUGUGGGUACAUUCGCCCUACCCUCGCUGAUUUUCUUGUCACUGGUCGAACUGAAUUGGAGCAAAGUUAAUUGGACGUUUCUAUUGGCAAUGAUGAUCUCCAAGGCAAUUGUAUUCUUUGUGGUGCUGUUGAUAUCGCUGAUUGUGGCAAGGCCAUUGAAUUAUGCUCGAGCGGGGCUGUUGGGUAUAUUCUGUACGCAGAGUAAUGAUUUUGCAAUUGGUUAUCCGAUUGUAAUGGCCUUGUAUCAUGAUGUCCACCCGGAAUAUGCUUCCUAUUUGUAUUUAAUGGCACCCAUAUCCCUGGCCAUUUUAAAUCCAAUUGGUCUCAUUUUAAUGGAAAUUGCCAAAAUUGCUAAAAAUAAAACGGAACAGAUUCAAAAUCCCCCAUUGUGUCCGGAAACCUGUCCUGCGGAGCAGAUGGCAAAACGCAAUCGCUGUUUAAAUGAAAAAACCCUGCUUGUUUUCAAUACCAUAAAAUCGUUAUUUUUCAACCCCCUAUUGCUGAUGACUCUGCUGGGUGUGGCCGGCUCCUUUAUAUUUUCCAAUGGCUUACCCGAAAUGAUGGCGAGUGUUUUACGCGUCUUUGGUCAAUCAUUUUCGGCCACAGCAUUAUUUUUAUUGGGCUUAAAAAUUGUUGGACAAGGUCGUUCUCUCAAGGGAUCGGAAUUUUUGCUGCCCGGCAUUUUGAUAUUGGUUAAAAUUUUGGUCCUCCCCCUGGUAUGCCGACAAACCGUGAAUAUUAUGCAGGCUGGUUCUGAUUUUAAUGAUACCACCGAGUUGAGCACAUUUGGUUUUCUCUAUGGUACAUUUCCCGCUGCCCCAGGGGCAUUUGUUAUUGCCACACAAUAUAAUAUUGAAGUGGAAUUGAUUGCCAAAAGUAUGGUUUUGUGUACGUUCAUCUCGGCACCUCUCAUGUUUAUAUCGGCAAAAAUGAUUUCAUUGACCAAUCUCAAUCCCAUUGACUAUCUCCAUGAAUUGGAUGCAUUCUCAUUCGAUAUUAGUGUAGCUGGAGUAGCUGCCUGUAUUUGGAUGUUGUUGCUGUUGAUCACUACAAAACGUUUUAAACGUCUGCCACAUCGUAUCACAUUCUGUUUGGUAUUGUCACAACUAAUGUGCUGUGUCGGUGUCAUACUGUGGUCCAAAUUGGAACAUCAUCAAAAAUGGCCAUUGAUGAUACAAUUUUUCUUAUUCAACAUCGGCACUUAUAGUUCACGAUUGUGGACGGGUAUUUUGGCCAUUUCAUUGCUAUUUUUACAAUGUCGCAGUUUAUGUUUUGUAUUGAAACUGUGGCCUUAUAUGAUUGCCUUUGCUUGGGGCAUUCCAACAUUAAUAUCUGGCUUGUUGGUGGCCUUCGACAGCAAUGUUAUGUCCGGGGAGAAACAUAAUCCCAGUUUUCAAUAUGGCAAUGCCCAGGCGGCAAUAUCAGUAUUUAUGUUGGUAAUGUGUUUCAUCGUAACUGUCGGUUGUUUGGUGAUGCAUCAACGCUACAAGAAACGUUAUGAAAAAUAUUUAACCUAUGCUCGAGAAUUAUCUAAUCCUGAGUCAGAAAACUCCGAUCUGCAAUCCACAAUAUCGACAGCAAAUCUUUUAUCGAAUUCCGGCAAUUUACAUCAAAGACGCCGUUAUACAUCCUACUCUUCAUCCGAUGAUGAUGAUAUGCUACCAAAUACAGGAAAUGCUGGUGGUGGUGCUUGUAAUGGUUCCGUAACCAAUUCGAAUAAAACUACUACUGGUAAUGCAGAUGUUGGUGGUUGCGGCAGUGGCAAUUGUUGUUCAUCCAGUAGUACAACAACAACAAGUCCCACAACAACAGUGGUCGUUGACAUUGAAGAUCUACUGAACAAACGUAAUUUGGAGCAGAGUAAAAAAGAUUCCGAGGAAACGGAUAUCACCCAACCCAAAGACGAACAAUUAAAUCAAGUUAACAAUGGCAUACGUUCCGGCAUUUGUAAUCCAUCGUUUAAUUGUGGAGCCAGCACAUCACAAAAUUGCCAAUCGAUUAUUGAACGCUAUGAAGAUCAGACGCGACGUGAUUUGGAACCACUGGAACAUGCCACAGAUGGUGAUGAACAUCAGACAUUGAAACACAUUGUCUUGCUUAUUAUAUUGCUGUGCUCAAUGUUUGUGGGUCUGGCUGUCUCCAUUUGGACUCUGGUUAUGGAGGGAAUGUCGGGAAUCUAUUUAGAAUUAAGUUUCCUGGAUGCAUUCUUAAAUUUCGGACAAAGUUUAAUUGUAAUGGCUGUGUUUAUAGGAGAUAUUGGAGAGUUCUUGCGACCAUUGAUUAAGCUGUGGCGGAAAAUAUGGUAUGGUGCUAAUGUUGUCACACUACCACAUUGGUCACAGGUUAGUCAAGAGACCAAGCACAUUUGCGAACAAUUUAGAACACAUCACUUGGAGAAUUGUAAGAAGGAUAUUGCCAAGGAUCGCAGAUGGCGCAUUAAAACCUAUCGCAAAGUAUUUUAUGGCUGCGAAUUUGUCGACUGGCUUAUUGAGGUGGGCCUAUCCAAAGAUCGCCUGGAAGCGGUGCAUUAUGCCAAACAUUUGGUCAAUGGCCGUGUUUUACGUCACAUCAACAAUGUCUAUCAUUUCGAGGACAAACAAUUGUUGUAUAAUUUCUGUAGUCGCAUGUAA